CGACUUCACUUCGCCGCCGCCGCCUCCGCCUCCGCCGCCUACUCGGAGAAGAUCGCGGGGGAGGAUCGUGAGGGGUCGAAUCGCCGAACUGGAGGGAAUCCGGGGUUCCUCUUCUUCUUCUUCUGUAAUUCGAGUGGUGGUCGAUCGUCGGGAAUUAAGUCGCGCGGCGAGAACUUGGUCGUCGAGGUCGGUGGCGUCACCGCCAAGUAUCCCUCCGAGGAUCUUCAACUGCGCCCCUGCUUGCCAAGGAGGAAAGCGAGCUUUUUUCUUGAGACUCUGUGUUUGCUUCAAUUCCCGAGUGAACUGGGUCAUUCAGAUUUUGAGUGAUUGUGACACUCAAGUUAUUGGGCCAGGACAUUCCCCGUGUUAGGCUUAUCUUGCCAAGCUUGCUCACAUCUCCAUGACAGCAUACUAAGUAAGGAUCAUCCACGGGACAGGAUGGGUUCGGAGGUUGAAACACUCGAGGAGAGAUUGAAGUCUUCCUUGGUCCAGCUCCAUGCGGAAUAUGCCAUUCUUGAAAGGAUGGUGUACAAAAACAAGAACCAGCAUAGGCGUUGCUCCUAUUUCCAGUAUCUUUUGAAGGUAAGAAGGGAUCUCAGGCUUUUGCAGUCAGCUAAGCUGGAAGAGUUAUUGAGUUCUUGCUUUCAAGUGAUAACAGGAAAGAAGCCCAAACAGAAAGUUCAUCUUUUAGAAAGUCUAAAGUGGAGGAAGUGUGAUGUUGGGAAGCCUAAUUUCAUUGAACAACUUCAUGGCGUCGCACGACUACUGUCACAGAUGGUUGAACCAAUGUUGAAGGCAGCAUGCGAGAUAUCGAUCUUACUUGCUCGAUCAUUUUUCAUGGGAUUUUCUAUGACAAUCUUGUCUUUGCUAGCGCGUCUCAGAGUACUGGUUCAGCAAAUAUUACUGGAUGUUGCUUCAGUAUUCAACAUUGUUUCUUCUAUUUCGCAGAAAAAGCAGUCUGUAAAAUUAACGCAUGAAGGAAUUGAGGUUUUUAGGGAGUUUUAUCCAACACAUCAAGAUCAUAUAAUGCUAGAGUGUGUAUGGAAGACUGAUAAGUUUGUAUUGCUUGAAAGCACAUACAAGAAUGAGGGUAGCAAUUCGGAUGGUGACAGAGCAAAUGCUUCACCAGGGGCACCGGCAAUACACUAUAGAAGCAUCGACUGUUUUCUUGAAGAUGAAUGUGACUCAGUCCCUCAGAAGGCUGAGAUGGGUCAAGCUGUUGAGCAAGCGCUGCUUCAGGUUGAAGAGGAUGGGAAUGGAUCUACUCCCAAUGUCUCCGUGCCUAGUGGCCGUGAGAAACAGGGUAAUGUCUUGAGCGAGGAGGGCCAUAAUGCGACAACUGCACGAACCCCUGAGAACAAGUUCUCCGUGGAUGGCGGGUUUCUUGAUGGUCCGUCACUGAGUUCAGACCCUUUGAAUGUGAAGUCUGGAACCAAGAAGGUGGCCUUUGUUUCUAUAAAGAAACCUUCGUCAUCGAGUAAUGUGGAUCUCAAUUCAAACAAAACCGAUGUGAAAAGCAGCAACGUUGAAGAUCCGUUCUUCAAUUUGCUUGCGGGUGGAAACCUUCGGGAAUCUCUUCUUAAUGACGAUUAGUAGGUGUUGUUGGUUCGUUCUUGCAUCUUUUCUCAUUUAUCUUACACACUAUUGGUCAUUACUUGUUCAUUUGAUUUAAUUAUUAUCCGUGCACCGGCAAAUGACAGAUUUGCCGGUGUAAUUGGAAAUGCUACGAGCUCUAGUUUAUAUCA
Messenger RNA from Syzygium oleosum, 1745 nucleotides. RefSeq lists its product as uncharacterized. Lineage: Eukaryota; Viridiplantae; Streptophyta; Magnoliopsida; Myrtales; Myrtaceae. The transcript is spliced from 9 exons. The record is from RefSeq and is a predicted model, not a curated record. The coding region runs from base 439 to 1593 and encodes 384 amino acids.